AUGGUGGGGGUCUUGGCCAUGGCGGCGGCAGCUGCUCCCCCUCCGGUGAAAGACUACGGGAAUGAGGCAAGCAAGAAGCGAAGGAAAGACGAUGACGGAACUUCUUGCAAAACAAUCACCAAAUAUUUAUCACCAAUGGGGAAGACUGGAGACAGGGUUUUCUCUCCACCAAAAUCCAGUAAUAUUCUGGAUUAUUUUAGAAAGACUUUACCCACAAAUGAGAAAACUCAGACAGCAAAAAAGUACAAGAUAAAGUCAUCCACACCAUUGCCUGCUGACAGUGACAAAGACUGUAAAACACCUUUGGAAAUGUCCUCAAAUACAGAGAAUAAGAAGAGAGGAAAGAGACUUAAUUUAUCUCAUCAACUAAGUCAUAUUAAAACUGAAAAUGAAUCUCCAGUUGAAAUUAACAGUGAUGAUAGCAAGAAAGACUCCAGUUUAAGUAACAAUUUUGUGGAAAGUAGUACUUCUGCUUUACUCUAUAAGAAACAUGUCGAGGUACUUGCAGAAAGUAUUCAAGAUACCAAAAAACAAUCAAGCACUAUGACCUCCAAAAAAAGUUCUAAGAAAGUAAGUCCUAAACAAGGGCCCUCAAAAAAUGAUCGCAGAAAAUUGAGGAAAAGGAAGCACAGAGAGGUAAUAGAUCUAUCUGAAAGUUUACCCUUAGCAGAGGAACUAAAUCUCCUUAAAAGAGAUGGUAAUGAUAGUAAACAGAUAAUGCCUUCCCUAACUAAUGAAAUUGAAAAUACUGCAAAUGAUGCAGAAUCUAGAGAUAAUAUAACUAAAACAGCCCAGUUAAAUGAUAGUACAAUAACUGUCUCAUAUGAGGAAUUUUUAAAAAGUCACAACGAAAGUGAAGUGGAACAGGCACCAGACUCUACAGUGUCUAAUUGUAUUCCUUCUGAAACUGUUGACGAUACAGUCAAAAGUGGUUGUAUGACUGACCCAGAAACCUAUGAAAUUUCCCGACAGGUCCGCUUUAAGACAGUCACUGUUCUUGCACAAGUUCACCCCAUCCCCCCAAAAAAGACAGGGAAAAUACCCUCAAUUUUCUUGAAACAAAAGCAAGUGGAAAUGGAAAAUAGUCUGUCUGAUCCUGAGAAUGAACAGACGAUUCAGAAAAGAAAAUCUAACGUCGUUAUACAUGAGGAAGAACUAGAAUUGGCAGUGUUGGAAGCUGGAAGUUCUGAAGCUGUGAAACCAAAAUGCACUCUAGAAGAAAGACAGCAGUUUAUGAAAGCAUUUAGGCAGCCAACAUCAGAUGCACUUAAAAAUGGAGUCAAAAAAUCUUCUGAUAAGCAGAAAGAACUCAAUGAAAAAUCUUUAAAUGAGGAAGGAAGAGACAAUAAUUCUAAAAAAAUCAUGGAAAAUCCUAAUAUCCAAAUGAUUUCAAAUAAUGGCAAUUCACAGACACAUGCUGAUAAAGGAGAUUUUCCUAAAGAGAAAAGUAAAAAGCUGAAGAAAAAGAAUAAAAAAAUCUUAGAUACUGGUGCUAUUCCAGGUGAAAGUAGAGAGAGAAAUACUCAAGAGAAAGAAUCAACUUUUUCCUUUAAAGAGAAACAAAAUCAAAACAGGCUUAGAAUGAGUUUAAGACAAAAGAAAACAGAAGUUUUCAAAAACAGCACAUUACUUAACAGCAAAAACCUUGUUUGUGAAGGUACAGCAGAUGAUGACCCUCUAAAAAUUUCCUCUCCGUGUAACAAUAAGUCUUCAAGAAAAACCGGCAUACCAGUUAAGGAUAAGGUUAUACACUCUAAAGCUGAGACUGAAGACAGCUUGGUAUAUGUUUCUACACCGAAACCAAACAGAAGAUCUGUAAGAAGUAACAGCACACCUGCUACAGUAAUCAUUAGAGGUACUGAUUCUGAAGACGCACAAGACGAUAGUCCAGUAAAAGCUUCCACUCCAAAAGCAGCGAACUUAUCAGGGAAGCGUAGCUUAUAUACAGCGGAAUUAAUAACAGUAUCCUCUGAUUCAGAGAGUCCUAUUAGAAUGAAAUUCACCAGAAUUAGUACUCCCAAAAAAUCUAAGAAAAAAUCUAAGAAAAGGUCUAAGAAAUCUGAAGCAGCUGAUGAAGAUUUUGAGUCUCAGACUAGAAAGGUAAGCAGUGCUUCAAAAAAUGUAUCCAAAGCAAAACAAUUGAUUGAAAAAGCAAAAGCUUUACACAUUAGUAGGUCAAAAGCUACUGAAGAAAUAGUGACACCUUUAAGGCGUUCGUCCAGACGUCAGAUGCUCCCUGAAAGGUCAGAAACAGAAGACUCUGUAAUAACAGGUUCACGUCCUACUCCUUUAAGGCAUCCUGAGAAAAAUCAGAAGAAACUUCAGUGUCUGAAUGAUGUGUUAGGAAAAAAACUUAACAAGACUCCUAAAAAUGUCCCUGGAAAAGUGAAAGUCGCGCCUUUAUUUCUUACUAGAAAGGCUCAGAAAACAGCUGAUCCUGUCCUUGGUUUUGAUGAAAGCAGUCAAGAUGCAGCUGAAAAGCCUCAGGCUUGUGAUGUGCAGUUUAAAGCAAAGCGUGACUUUCUAAUGAGUGGUUUGCCAGAUUUGUUGAAACGACAAAUUGCAAAGAAAGCUGCUGCGUUAGAUGUGUACAAUGCAGUGAGUACCAGUUUCCAGAGCGUCGUUCAUAUUCAGCAAAAAGAUGAUGGGUGCCAUUUGUGGCAUUUGAAACCACCCACUUGUCCUCUUUUAACUAAACUUAAAGAACUGAAUACUAAAGUAAUAGAUCUCUCAAAAUGUGUCAUGGCUCUUGGUGAAUUUUCAACAUUAAAUUCAAAUUCAAAAAGUAAUAAUUCUGCUGUUGUGUUUGUGGGGAGAAGGAAGGAUUUGACUGAAGAAGUACGAAAUCUUUUGCUGGAGGAAAUUAGGUGGUCAAAUCCCGAGUUUUCUUUGAGGAAAUACUUCCCUUUGCUUCUAAAAAAGCGAACUGAGCACCAGGUACUUUCCGAGUGUCAUCGUAAACAAGAAAGUCCAAAACUAGAGCCCGAUGUCAGUCGAAAAGAAACCAAAAGGAAACGAGUGGAAAUGGAAAAUCAUAAAUCCAAAAGAAAGAAACCAAAUGAGUAUUCAGAAAGUCCAAAAAAGAUAAGUGGGAAACUAGAAGAACUUGACAAAAGAAACAACUCCAGUGGGAUAAAGCUAGAUUCUUCCAAAGAUUCUGGAACUGAAGACAUGCUUUGGACAGAAAAGUAUCAACCUCAGAACUCCGGUGAACUCAUAGGCAAUGAGCUAGCUAUUAGAAAGUUACAUAGUUGGUUGAAAGACUGGAAAAGAAGAGCUGAAUUGGAAGAAGGACAGAAUUUGAAGGGAAAAAGAGAUGAGAAACAGGAAGAUCCAUUGGAUGGCAUAGACUUUAAAGGCAGUUCAGAUGAUGAAGAGAAUCGUCUUUGCAAUACUGUUCUUAUAACAGGGCCAACAGGAGUGGGGAAAACUGCUGCGGUAUAUGCUUGUGCUCAGGAGCUUGGAUUUAAGAUAUUUGAAGUGAACGCCUCUUCUCAGCGCAGUGGUAGACAAAUUCUGUCUCAGCUGAAGGAAGCUACUCAGUCCCAUCAAGUAGACAAGCAAGGUGUAAACUCACAAAAACCCUGUUUUUUUAAUAGCUACAACAUAGGCAAGUCACCAAAAAAAUUAAUCUCCCCCAAGAAGGUUGUUACAUCACCAAGAAAACUUCCUCCACCAUCACCACAAAGUAGUGGACCAAAGCGAGUACUUCCACCUAAAACUUUGGCAAAUUAUUUUAAAGUGUCUUCUAAGCCAAAAAAUAAUGAACAAAUAGGAGCACUUCUGGAAAAUAAUAAAGGAAUCAAAAAUUCUUUUGAACAGAAACCAAUUAUUCAGACUAAAUCUACAAACACAACUAAUAAAAAUGUCAAAGAGUUUGGGGCUGAGGAACCCAACAGGAAAAAUGCAACAUCUCUCAUUCUGUUUGAGGAGGUUGAUGUCAUUUUCGAAGAAGAUGCUGGGUUUUUGAAUGCAAUCAAAACAUUCAUGGCAACCACGAAAAGACCUGUAAUCCUUACGACAAGUGAUCCAACAUUUAGUUUAAUGUUUGAUGGCUGCUUUCAAGAAAUUAAUUUUAACACUCCUUCACUGCUAAAUGUUGCCAGCUACCUACAGAUGAUCUGCUUGACUGAGAAUUUUAGAACUGAUGUAAAAGAUUUUGUAACAUUGCUAACUGCAAAUACUUGUGAUAUCAGAAAAAGUAUCCUUUACUUACAAUUCUGGAUUAGAAGUGGAGGUGGAUUUUUAGAAGAAAGGCCAUUAUCUUUUUGUCGAGGAAAUAGCAGAAAUGUACAACUUGUUUGCUCUGAAGAUGACCCUGAUUCCCAAAAUAAUGCUAAAAAUACUAAAAGGAAUCCAACAGACUUUCCCAAAUGUGACACUGGCUGUGCUGAGACCUUGUUUGGCCUUAAGAACAUUUUUUCCCCAUCUGAAGACUUAUUUUCAUUUUUGAAGCACAAAAUCAGAACAAAAGAAGAAUGGCAUAAGCUCAUCCAGCUUCUUACAGAAUUCCAAAUGCGGAAUGUAGAUUUCUUAUAUAGUAAUCUUGAGUUCAUUCUACCAUUACCUGUUAAUAUCAUUCCAGAAACAGAAAACUUUUCUGGUUCAUCAGUAAGUGUGGACACCAAUGCAGCAACAAAAAACAUGAAAUGUCUUGCUAGGAAACCUUCUGAAGGAGAGAAGCCAUUGAAAAAGUCACAAAAAAAGAAACAUAAGAAAAAGAUGGUAAUUUUAGAUGAUAGUGACUUAUUUGACACCGAAUUGGACUUUUCUGAUGAAUUUAUUAGCCUUUCCUCUGCAUCUUCUCCAAAUUCAGAAGAAAGCAAAGCCAGAGAUAAAGAAAGCAAUCCAGAGACAAAGAAACUAAACAAAUGUCUGGAGUCAAAAGUUGAAUCUAUACCUCAUUCUCCUAAAACACCAGCAGAAAAAAAAUAUUCUGUCCUUGUUUCUCACUGUUUAAAUUCUCUCACUGAGUUCAUGGACAACAUGUCCUUCUUAGAUGCCCUUUUAACUGAUGUAAGGGAACAUAGGGAAUUUGGUAAAAAUGAUUUUGGCUGGACAAAUGGAAAGGUUAAAAGUGGACUUUGUGAUGAGUUUAGUCUGGAGAGUAGUGAUGGAUGGACUUCUCAAAGCUCUGGAGAAUUAAAGGCAGCUGUAGAAGCUCUCAGCUUUACUAAAUGUUCUUCUACUAUUUCAAAAGCAUUGGAAACCUCCCUGAAUUCUUGCAAGAAAGUAGGAAAAGAUCCAACAAAAGAACUUACUUUUUAUGUUUCACAAAAGCGCAACAAUGUACACUUCAGUCAGUCAGCAGCUAAUUUAGACAGUGCUUGGAAGAGGAUAGCAGUCAUCAAAAGUGUGUUUUCUAGCCGAUCUCUUCCGAACCUGGGUAAUAGACAAGCUAGUAUAAUAGAAUACUUGCCAACUCUUCGAAACAUUUGUAAGACUGAGAAGCUAAAAGAACAAGGAAAAAGUAAAAGAAGAUUCCUGCACUAUCUUGAAGGAAUUCAUCUUAACAUUUCAAAAGAGACUAUGAACACUUUGGCAGCUGGCUUCCCUUAA
Molecule: messenger RNA, 5559 nt
Organism: Eubalaena glacialis (North Atlantic right whale)
Lineage: Eukaryota; Metazoa; Chordata; Mammalia; Artiodactyla; Balaenidae
Gene: ATAD5
Product: ATPase family AAA domain containing 5
Exons: 23
Coding region: 1-5559 (1852 amino acids)
Cellular component (GO): nucleus
Molecular function (GO): ATP hydrolysis activity; DNA binding; ATP binding
Source: RefSeq, a predicted model, not a curated record